Messenger RNA from Microstroma glucosiphilum, 1071 nucleotides. RefSeq names its product putative proline iminopeptidase. Gene Ontology annotation, cellular component: cytoplasm. Gene Ontology annotation, molecular function: aminopeptidase activity. The record is from RefSeq and is a predicted model, not a curated record. The transcript is spliced from 5 exons. Gene Ontology annotation, biological process: proteolysis. Lineage: Eukaryota; Fungi; Basidiomycota; Exobasidiomycetes; Microstromatales; Microstromataceae. The coding region runs from base 1 to 1071 and encodes 356 amino acids.
AUGUCGAGCGCUGAAUCCAACCUCCCAUCGUAUCACCCAAUUGCCCGCUCACUCAAUGCUGAGAAGGAGACUUUGAGGCAGCAAUACCCUCCCGUGCAGGCCUACAAGACUGGCACCCUCAAGCUUCCCCCAACAGCGGAAAAGUCGAUCGAGCAUGAGAUCUACUAUGAACUAUCGGGAAAGGAAGGAGGCUAUCCCGUCGUCUAUCUUCAUGGUGGUCCCGGUGGUGGAAUCUCCGAAGGAGACAGAAGGUGGUUCGACCCUCAGCACUACCAGAUUCUCACUUUUGAUCAGAGGGGAUCUGGAAAGAGCACACCCGCUGCUGAGCUCGAGGGGAACACGACUUGGGAUCUAGUUGAGGAUAUUGAGAGGCUCAGAAAAGAGGUCAUGAAGGUCGACAAGUGGCACGUCUUUGGAGGCAGCUGGGGAUCGACGCUCUCCCUAGCUUACGCUCAGACACAUCCCGAGCGAGUCAGCGCCCUCAUCCUCCGUGGCAUCUUCACCCUGCGUCGUGCCGAGCUCCUCUUCUUCUACCAAGAAGGUUCCAGCUUUCUCUGGCCAGAACAAUUCAAACCCUUCUUGGAUCACAUCCCUACAGACGAGAGGGACGAUAUGAUUGCUGCUUACUACAAGAGGCUCACUAGUGAAGAUGCUCAGACUAGAUUGGAGGCAGCAAGGCGAUGGAGUACGUGGGAGAAUGCAACUAGUAAGCUCUACCUGGAUGAGGAGCACAUCAAGAAGGGAGACGACGACAAGUGGGCCCUUCAAUUCGCCCGCAUCGAGUCUCACUUCUUCCACAACCGCGGCUGGAUGCGCGACGGACAGCUUCUCGAAAAGGAGAGCAUUGCCAAGGUUGCUCAUAUCCCCACGGUAGUGGUACAGGGGAGGUACGACGUUGUUUGUCCAGCAAAGACGGCUUGGGAUUUGAGAGAGGUGUGGAUGCAGGCGCCCGGUGGCAAGGACACGCUGGAAUUCUUCCUCAUUCCCGAUGCAGGUCACUCGGCCAAGGAGCCCGGCAUCACAGACAAGCUCAUCUACGCCACGGACAAGUUCCGCUCCAUUACCUCUUGA